AUGGAGCCGCUCACAACCCCAAACCCGGAGAUAUUUUCAAAAGCCUUGGGGCUGACCUACAAGGACUCGAACUCUAACGGGAAGAUACGGAUUUUUGUGGAAGCGGGAGCGGACUUUGAGGCUGAGGAUGAUGUGGAUCAGGUGCUCCACGGCCGGUUCACUUGCCCUAGGUUACCAAGCCCUAUCAGGAUCUCGGCCGUGUAUGCUAAGUGCACGAGAGGGGAACGACUUGUACUAUGGGAUAAGAUGAGAGAUAUCACUCAAGUAACUGAAGGGAUGCCUUGUAUCAUUGGGGGGGGGGACUUCAACACCAUCCUCUCCACACGAGAUAGGGCGGGUAGCGUCACAAAUCGGCAGGAGGAGAUGAUUGACUUCGCCGAAGCCAUUGAGGAUUGUAGAUUACCGGACCCGAUCUUCGAUGGUUCAGAUUACACCUGGGCCAAGAAUGGCCUUCUGGAAAGGUUGGAUAUAGUGUUGGUGAGCGAAAUGUCGACCCGACUUUUUGAUGCUAUAAGGGUCACAAAUCUCCCUCGUGUAGCCUCGGAUCACAGGCCAAUCCUUGUCAGGUGCAGAAUGACGAACAACCAUGAGAGUGGCAGAGCGUUCCAAUUCCAGAACAUGUGGGUCCGGCAUGAGGGCUUUGCCGAACUGGUGCAAGAAGACUGGACGGUCCCCACGGAAGCCGAGGGAUUACUCAACCUGAAGAUCAAGUUAUCAAGGAUCAAAAAGACAUUCAAACGAUGGAACAAAGAGGUCUUCGAGAAUAUCCAUGCCAACCUCAGAAAUUGUGAAGAGAACAUCGCCUUGGCUCAAACCGAGUUUGAAGAGAACCCCUCACCCCGGAACAGAAUGGAGAUCAACAAACAGAUUGCUGAGUACAUCCUCCUUCUCAAGAUGGAAGAAGACUUUUGGCGCCAGAAAGUGGCCCUUCGAUGGCUGGAGGAGGAAGAAAAAAACACUAGGUUUUAUCAAAGUUGGGUGAAGUAG
Messenger RNA from Salvia splendens (bonfire salvia), 987 nucleotides. RefSeq lists its product as uncharacterized. The coding region runs from base 1 to 987 and encodes 328 amino acids. Gene Ontology annotation, molecular function: catalytic activity. The transcript has a single exon. Lineage: Eukaryota; Viridiplantae; Streptophyta; Magnoliopsida; Lamiales; Lamiaceae. The record is from RefSeq and is a predicted model, not a curated record.